This is a messenger RNA of Anoplopoma fimbria (sablefish), 3436 nucleotides long. RefSeq lists its product as uncharacterized. Bases 184 to 633 code for a protein of 149 amino acids. NCBI's taxonomy places the organism in Eukaryota, Metazoa, Chordata, Actinopteri, Perciformes, Anoplopomatidae. The record is from RefSeq and is a predicted model, not a curated record. The transcript has 4 exons.
UGCUGACCUCUCUUCCUUUAACCAUCAGAGCGGCUACAGAUCAAAAGCAACCAUCAGCAUAUCUGGACUUCUAUGGCCCCAGUAUUAAAUCUUAGUGGGAGUGAACAGCGGCUGUUCUUAGAAAUGCAGCUGCUCUGAGACGUGUGUUUGCAGUGUGUUUGAGGUGGAUGUCUCUCCUGAACCAUGGCAGCAGCUCUGCCGGUGUGUUACCACGGUGCCAUCACCAAGACGGAGUGUGAGGAGCUGCUGGGAAAGAAACACAAGGACGGAGCCUACCUGAUCCGAGACAGCGAGACCAUCCAGGGAGCCAUGUGUCUCUGUGUUUAUAAACAGAUGGUGGUGUAUACGUACAGACUGCUGCAGACACACACUGGACACUAUACUCUCAUGACGGCGGGAGGUUUAAAUGAGACAUUUUUUAAGACUUUGGACGAUCUGGUCCGUCACUAUAAGAAGAAGAACCAGGGCCUGGCCAUGCACCUGCGCCACUCCGUCAAACGGAAGACGGCCUUGUUGAUCAAACCCCAGAAACCUCCUGAGACACCGGAGUCACCGAGGAAGCCUUCGUCUGAGGAGGAACCCGACUAUGAGAAUGUUCCUGACUCUGAAUACGUCGAAGUCUUGCCUCCCUGAACAUCUCUGACAUUCAGCGUCAAGGAGAAUGAAAAAAGUGUCUAAAUGUUCACAGACUGGAUUCAAUUCAGAAUAAUGGAUGAAGGCACUUAGACAAAAUGUAUAUCCAGUAAAAGCCGAGAAAAGGACAAUUGCUUUGGACUUCAAAUGGAAAACUUCAAAUAAUUUGGUCACGCACAAAUGAUCCUCAAUUCUGUUUUUAAUAUCUUGUAUGAAAUGGAGUAGGUGUACAUAUUUUUUAUACAUUUUUUAUACAUGCCCAGCUGCAGACUCUCAGUCUAGUUCUAAGAAUAACUGCUCUUUUAUUUUCUGUUAUUUCUGCGGCUGCUUUGCGUCUGUACAUCCGUACAAGGUCUGUUUAGUAUGAGGGAACUGAAACAUAUCUUUGACUCCAACUAUGAGAUGCUGGCUUAUCAAGUAGGGAGUGAACAGAGUUCUGAUGGGAACUGGUGUUUUUGUAGUCAACAGGAAGUUAGCUUCACUGGUUUGCCUCACAAAAGGCAAAGUUCCUCCAUUGGUUUUUGGAUUAUUGCAGAAAAUAUCCCUGUGUCAUACAGACAUUUAUGAUAUUUACGUCAUAUGUUCAUCAGGAUAACCUCCACGAAUGAACACCUCUUUUAUGAUUUUUGAAGCUUGAAUACAAUCAGCAGAAGGGAAAAGCUUUCGUUGACCUAUAAAGGAACUCCACCACAUGACUUCACCUCACCACAACGAGCUAAAGGAGGACUAUUGUUCUUAAUUUCGACAUUUUUGGUAAGACACUUAAAGGGGCCGUUCACAUGUCGUGGUUUUUUUUCGCCCUCAAAACCACUGCCUGUUUAUAAGAGGUGGACAUUAUGAAACCCUGAGUUUGGGAAAUGUGCUGACGCCAUCUUGGAUUACGGUUGUUGUUUUUUUUUUGAGUGAUGUAGAGACGCUGUAUACAUCUCUGGUGUCGACCUGUCAAUCACAGUAGCCCCGCCCUAAAGCAGACCCUGCUUUAUGGUCUGUUUGACUCUAAAUGGACCAUAUCUUCCUAAAUGAACAUCAUGACAGAAGACUUGAAACUAGAGAUUGAGACCAUAAACUCAUGUUUACAAUGUUUACUGAGGGAAUAAAUCAAGAGAGAAGUAGAGUCAUUUUCUCAUAGACUUCUAUACAACCAGAGGAGUCGCCCCCUGCUGGAUAGUUGAGAGAAUGCAAGUAGUAAGACACUUGCAGCCACGGCGCAAAGACCUUACCUCAGACAUCGAACCAAAAACACAUUGAAAAAACAAACAGGAAGUGCAAAAGAUGCUGACUCAUAUCUGCGUUUUGGAACUCAUUCCUGCAGCUCUCUAUUAGAUGCAUAUGACACAUCCAAACUUUAAUGCAUGUGAAAACUCUUGACUUGUUAAAGGACAAAAUUCCACUCAGAUAUCAAAAGAUCUGCCGUCCAGUCAUCCAACACAAGGACAGAUUCAGGUUUUUUUUUUUGUGAUAAAAGCGUCUGCUAAAUGACUGUAAUGUAAUGUAAUGUAAUGUAACCACUUUAACCACUUGUAGCUUCAGGCUUAAACAGGUUAUUUGUUGGUCUUCAGAGUCUAGAUGAAUGUAGAAACCCACAGAAACGUUUUAAAAUGUUUUAAGGAUGAGAACUGUUGCUUUAUGUCAGGUUUUACUUUAUUCUUAUUUAUUAACAAAAGCACCAGAAGCAUCAAGUGGCUGAAAAUGAAAACAUAAAUGUGGCAGUUUUUCUUCGUAUUUUAUUUUUCCACUUCUCAACAAAUUUGUAGUUUCCAGUUGUGUCAAUGGCUGCACACAUCUUUUUUUUUUUUUGUUAAAGAAGUUCAAAGGAAAUUCAAACUGAUUAUCAGCAGUUUAGAGUUUUAGAUCUUAGGCACAAUUUACAGUUUUGAUGCAAACUCAUUUGUCAUUAUGGGGGAAAUUAACAUAUUUAAAGACUCUUCACAUGAUGUUUCUUUGGAUGUUACAGCCUACAUGUUGUUUUUUUAUUGUCAUGAAUGUUUUUUUACUUCAACAUGUUGUUGUUUUUCCGUUCCAAUAUAUAUAUUGUUGUGUGUCCACUUCUAUCUAAAUAUUUGUUUCUCUCCUUUCCUUUCAUUUCAUUCUGUUGUUGGUUUUGGAGCUCAAACUAUCAGUUGAUUUAUUAGAAAAUGAAUUGUCAACCUUUUUGAUAAUUGGUUAAUUGUUUGUCCAUGCCUUUUCCAUGUGAGGAUUCUUGUUUCUCUGUUUUAUAUGAUUUUAAAACUUAUUAUCUUUGGGUUUUGGGCUGUUGGUCCAAUAAAACAAGAUAUUGAAACGUGUCACGUUUUCUGACAUUUUAUAGACAGUCGGUCGCUCAAUACAGUUUUACUUCCUGUCUCUGGCUCUCAGCUCCAAAACCAUUGGUUUCUACUGAAGAGGAAAAUAUUUAAAAGACAGCUCACAAAUAGUGCAUUUGUUAGGGACUAUUUUCAGCGGCGGAUGAAUCCACAUUUGAUGCUCUAGUGAGUAUUUCUAUGUGUGAUUGAGUCAAAAUAAACUACAGGUGUGUUUAACGGUGUGUUUAAUGGAGCUCUAUGGAAAAGAAGAAGUAGACACAUCAAACACAAUACUUGUUAGUAGAUACAUGCAGUGUUGUUUAUGUUUUUUUCCUGGGAUUUUACAAAAUUAAUCAGAAAAUUAUGUUUUUUUCCAAUUUUUAUUUGUCUUUCUGACGAUAUUGAGCUACAAAAUAGAUUUAUCUGGGUUUUUUGACGGCCUAAAUGUUUAAAUCCAGUGAUAAACUGAACUGAGGGUUCCGGGACAGAGGAUGUCGCAUGUGUACAGAUUGUAAAGCCCU